CACUUCCUAGUUCCUACCAAACAAAAUGGGAACGCUACCGCUGGAUUAGCUUUAAAUACCCGCAAAUAUUCCAGAAUAUUAGUAUUUUUCGGCUUUUCUCGAGUUUGAUAAAACAGUGGAAUGUUAUUUUGUAAUGUAACGUUGUCGGAGAAGUUCGCGUUGAGGUGAAACUGCGACUGUCGGUGGAAAUAUUGUCUUGAAUAACAAAUGUCCCCGCGGCUAGCUUAGUUGUAACGUUGCCUAACGUGAACAUUUGACUCAUUUGUUUUCAUUAUUUUGCGAUAAACACAAAGAAUUUACUUUUACAUUUUGAACCGGACAUCAGUCAACAUGCACCGCAGAGGAGUCGGGGCGGGAGCCAUCGCUAAGAAGAAGCUGGCAGAGGCUAAAUACAAGGAAAGAGGAAAUGUUCUCGCCGAGGACCAAAUUGUUCAGAUGUCCAAGCAGCUGGAGACCUUCAAAUCCAACCUGGAGGAGUUUGCCAGCAAACACAAACAGGAAAUUCGAAAGAACCCACAAUUCAGGGUUCAGUUCCAGGAAAUGUGUGCCACCAUCGGAGUCGACCCACUUGCCUCUGGAAAAGGUUUUUGGUCUGAGAUGCUCGGAGUCGGUGACUUCUACUAUGAGCUCGGUGUGCAGAUUAUUGAAGUGUGUCUGGCCCUGAAACACAGAAACGGAGGGCUCAUUACUUUGGACGAACUCCACCAGAGAGUCCUGAAGGGAAGAGGGAAAUACGCUCAGGACGUGAGCCAAGACGACUUGGUGAGAGCCAUAAAGAAGCUGAAGGUGAUGGGGAAUGGUUUCGGGAUGAUUCCUGUCGGUGGGUCUUACCUGGUGCAGUCGGUCCCGGCGGAGCUCAACAUGGACCAUACCGUGGUUCUACAGCUGGCCGAGAAGAAGGGAUACGUGACGGUGAGUGAGAUCAGGGACAGUCUGAAAUGGGAGAAGGAGCGAGCGUGUCACGUCCUGGAUCACCUACUGAAGGAAGGCCUGGCCUGGUUGGACUCUCAGGCAGCCGGAGAGGCGCAGUACUGGCUGCCCGCUCUCUUCUCUGAGCUCAUUUCGCGUGAUGUCACUCCAGAGGAGGCCAAUCAGAUGACACCUUAAAAAAAAGAAGCUGGUGACGGUUUCAGAGACGUUGGUAAACAGUGAUGUGCCAUGUGACGGAGUCGAGCUGGUUCCCCCGAAGCUGAGUGAACUCUGGACACAAGGGGGGAAAACUUUCCUCCGCUGCAACUUCUAUGCAACAAGUUCACUUCGGUUGUUAAACGUCACAGAAUGCAGCUUGAUUUCAGUUGCACUGUGAAUGAAAGUCAAUGUGAGAUCUUCGCUUCACAGCUGACGGUUGGUUUGUGGUUCUUCUCGUGACACAGAUCGUAUAGUUGUUAAAUUUUUUUGCAUGUCAACUUUAUCUUUGGAAGAAAAGACGACAUCAGCUGCAUCAUACAGAUUUUUAUUACAUCAACUGGACCAUUUUAAAUGUUCUUACAGUUAAUAACAUUUGUUAUUUUCUUUGACAAUAACAUCAACAAUUCAUCCCGCCGCAUACCUGUUCAAAACCAGAUGAAAUACUUUAUUCUGUAGAUCUGAUCACCGAGAUAAUAAGUGCAAAGCAAACAUUUUCAAAAGAAUAAUUAUUGGUUAAUAAUAUUACGUGCUUUAUUUCAUUCAUCAUUUCAAGCUUCCCUCCAGACAGAUUUGAGCUAGAGUCAUUGAUUUCUAUGUGAUUUGAAAAUUAUCUUUUAGAGACUGGAAACUUCUAAUCACUGUUUUAACUUGGAACAGUGAGCAACAGACCUGAUUACAGUCAAAUUCAAGUGCAACUAGUAUGUGCUUCAAAAGUCUAUUAAAACUCUACCAAAUGUC
Messenger RNA from Scophthalmus maximus (turbot), 1866 nucleotides. It is a transcript of the gene snf8, whose product is annotated as SNF8 subunit of ESCRT-II. The coding region runs from base 331 to 1107 and encodes 258 amino acids. Lineage: Eukaryota; Metazoa; Chordata; Actinopteri; Pleuronectiformes; Scophthalmidae. Gene Ontology annotation, biological process: protein transport to vacuole involved in ubiquitin-dependent protein catabolic process via the multivesicular body sorting pathway. Gene Ontology annotation, cellular component: ESCRT II complex. The record is from RefSeq and is a predicted model, not a curated record. The transcript has 8 exons.